AUGUCAUUCUUUGGUGGUGGAGGUCUUCAACAAAAUCAGCAAGCUAUCAAUCCUCAAAACAUUGCGCUUGCCGAGCAAGAGCUCGAGAUGGUCACUGAUUUGUUCAACAGAAUCGCUGAUUCCUGUCAUAAAAAGUGUAUUUCGACCAAUUACGACCAAGCCGAUUUGAGUCAAGGCGAGGCUGUCUGUAUCGAUCGCUGUGUUGCCAAGUUUAUCGAUGUCAAUACCAAGGUCGGUGAGAAAAUGCAACAAAUGGGCGGUCAGUAA
Messenger RNA from Mucor velutinosus, 267 nucleotides. RefSeq lists its product as uncharacterized. Gene Ontology annotation, cellular component: mitochondrial inner membrane. The record is from RefSeq and is a predicted model, not a curated record. The transcript is spliced from 2 exons. NCBI's taxonomy places the organism in Eukaryota, Fungi, Mucoromycota, Mucoromycetes, Mucorales, Mucoraceae. Bases 1 to 267 code for a protein of 88 amino acids. Gene Ontology annotation, biological process: protein insertion into mitochondrial inner membrane.